Molecule: messenger RNA, 1254 nt
Organism: Paraglomus brasilianum
Lineage: Eukaryota; Fungi; Glomeromycota; Glomeromycetes; Paraglomerales; Paraglomeraceae
Source: the annotation of a GenBank genome assembly
AUGUCAAUAGCGGUUUUGGAUAAUGAAUAUUGGAAAACACCUCAGAACCGGCGAUAUGACAGACUCCGUGACCUAAUGAUUGCUGAGGCUCUUACCGUCACCGAAGCCAUUGAAUCGGCCGGCGGUCGAGCGGCACCCGUAUACACUGGUGUGUUUUCAGUGGAGAACAAACUGAGCGAUCAUGUUGUUUCCACACCUGCCACUGAUGGUAGUCAUAAUAUCAAUGUAUCUUUAUCAUGGCUGAGGAAAUUGACGAAUCUCGGCCAGAUACCGUUAAUAUUGCCGACCGCUAUAGAUGAUUCUUCGGCACAAAGGACAAUAUCACCUGAUUCUGGAAUGGUCGCUUUAUCAUAUGCUUUGGCCCAUUUGAAGGCAAACGAAACAGUAUCGGAUACGGAAGGGUUUAAUGACAAAAUGGUAUUUGAGCCAUCAAAGAUUGUAGUUAUUAAUUCAGAAGGAGGUAUUCCGUCUGCUGAGAGGAAAGGAUCACAUGUAUUUGUCAACAUUCAGUCGGAAUAUGAUGAUAUCAAAAGUAGCUAUCAAUUAAAUCCGCAGUGGCAUACCACACAUCCAACUGGAUUGGAAAAUCUCGAAAUGAUUAAAAAAUGUCUAGAGCAUUUACCAAUAACAUCUUCAGCAAUAAUGGUACCGGCUCAUUCACCGAUUGGCCUAAUAGCAAACUUGAUAACAGAUAAACCUCUCUUUUCUUCAUCGCUUCCUAUCCGCUCUGCUUCUACUCCCCUGACGACAACUACGGUCCUCCGCCAUGGCCUAAAAGUAUCUCAUCACACCUCAUUUUCCACUCUCAAUAUCGACUCUAUGGUUAAACUCAUCGAGUCGUCAUUUGGGCGUCGUUUAGAUGUUGAUCAUUACUUGACGAGGAUGGAAAGUUGUAUCGAUAACAUCAUUCUCGUUGGUGACUAUCAGGGUGCAGCGGUGAUUACUAAAGAGAAUGAGGAUGGAGCGGGAAAGGGUAACAUAGCAUAUUUGGAUAAGUUUGUUGUGGCGCCAGACAGUCAGGGGAUUGGUGUGGCUGAUAUAUUGUGGAGACGAAUUGAAGUUAAUUAUCCCAAUAUUGUAUGGAGAGCGAGAGCAGACAACCAGAUUAACAAAUGGUACUGGGAACGAUCAACUGGUGACCUAAGAAUACCAGGAACUAACUGGACAAUGUUUUGGUAUGGAAUAGAAGGAGUUGAUACGAUAAAUGGUUAUGCUAAAGUAUGUCGGAAGAUCCCACCAUCACUGUAUGGGUGA